UUUCGAGUGUUGUUUAUUGUUUUAAUCAAAGUUAGUUGCUCCGCUUGUCAGUUUACAUAAGCAAUCGCACAGGUGGGACUGAAUCUAAUCGACUGUCCUCUGACCGGCCAGUUUCCAUCCGCAGCGCUCAGAGUUACUAAGUUUAGUUGACCACUUUUCCGAUUCGGAGACACAGGUGCAUUUUCCGUGACCAGAGCCCCAAAAAUAAAAUGGAGCAGUGGAACAAUGUGGAGCUGACGAACAUGUCCAAAAAGUCGUAUACCCUGAAUCAUGCCUACGAUGCCGCCGAGAAGUUGAACAAGGAAAACACGGCAAAGUCCUCGAAUGGCAAUGGCACCAGUGCCGAUGAAUCAGCAGCUGCAGAUGGCGAUCUCCUCAAGCCCGGAUCGGAUGUGCGCCCAAAAGUGGAGCCCGAGGACGUGGAGAGCCUGCUGCGACGCCUCUACGGGAUCACGAUAAGCGAGGUUAAGGAAAUCGUCGCCUACGACGAUCGCAACUUCUUUGUCAAGGAGGAUAGUAAUGUUAAGAACCCCCUCAUUGUGACCCACUGUCCACAAGGAUACGUCCUGAAAAUCCUCAACUCACUGGACUCUAAGAAAGAGGACUUCGUGGAUGCCCAAAACCAGAUGCUGCUUUACUUGGGAAAACACAGUGUGAAGUGCCCACGACCAGUAGCCAAUGCAACAGGAAAGUAUUACUCCGUGGAACGGCUGAAUGGGAACUCGAAUGUGGUGCGACUGCUAGAAUUUAUACCGGGAGAGAUCUUCCACCAGGUGCCGGUGACGAAGCACCUGCUCUACCGCAGCGGCGAAUACUUGGCCAGAUUGGAUCGGGCGCUCAAGAACUUCAACCACCAGGCAUAUGAAACCCACAAGACCUUGUGGAUGCUUCAGAGUGUUCCGGAGCUGAGGCAAUUCCUGUACGUGGUGAAGGAUCAGGAGCUGCGGCUUAUCUGCGACGAGGUGAUCGAUGCCUUCGAAGCCAAGGUUCUGAGCCAACUGCCCUCUAUGGAGCACCAGAUCAUCCAUGGGGACUUCAACGAACAGAAUAUAGUGGUGGAGCAGGUGCCCAAUCAAACUGAAUAUACCAUUAAGGGAGUUAUUGAUUUCGGUGAUACAAGCAAAUCGCCACUGAUCUUCGAAAUUGGUAUUGCCCUCACUUAUAUGAUCCUGCAGGCCAAUGAUUUGGCCAAUGGUGGCAUAUUUCUGUCCGGUUAUACCAGUCUGAACCCCAUUGAGAACUCCGAGCUGGCCCUUCUCAAGUACUGUGUGGCUGCCCGAUUGGUUCAGAGCCUGGUAAUGGGACUCUACACCCACACGCUGCAUCCCACAAAUGAGUACCUGCUGGUGACCCAGGAAAAGGGAUGGAAGCUCCUCCAGAAGCUGUGGCGCGAGAGCUUGGGCGAUAUUGAUGAGCUGUGGGCAAGCACUGGACACCAGUACUUGACGCAGAGCAAUAAAUAAUAUAAAAUUCCGAGGGGCUUUUCCGAUUUUAAAGGUA
This is a messenger RNA of Drosophila sechellia, 1500 nucleotides long. RefSeq names its product hydroxylysine kinase. The record is from RefSeq and is a predicted model, not a curated record. Gene Ontology annotation, molecular function: amino acid kinase activity. Lineage: Eukaryota; Metazoa; Arthropoda; Insecta; Diptera; Drosophilidae. The transcript has 4 exons. Bases 210 to 1463 code for a protein of 417 amino acids.